UACAGCAUACCUCGACUACUACGCCUCAUAAUAACCUACUUGGAUUCUUGAGCCCAGCUCAGCUUCAGUUAUGGAGACCCAUGCUCUCAAAAGAAUUCCAGCUAUGAAUAUUCUUACUUUUUCCUAGAGUGCGUACUUCAUUUGAAAUGCGAGAGUACUUGUCUCUUACUCAGUUCGUAGCUGAUUUUCGACUGAUGCUGGAGAAUUGUUACCGAUACAAUGGACCAGAUAACUAUAUAUCUAAGCGAGGUCAACGGCUGGAGACUAUGUUUGAACAGAAAUUAGCAUUAUUACCAAGGGACUUAAGGGAGAAAACCACUGUCAAAGCAACAUCUGGUCACUGUACACCUGAAGAUAUUGCUGUUGUUGCAGGGUUGAGGAGACGCACCCGGGCUGUUGCACCCCAUGAUUCUUCAGCACUGUUAAAUCAGUUGCGUCAUGAAGAGAUAGCCAAGGAGAAAGAAGCUCGUAAGCAGCAGAUUGAAGAGAAACGAGCGGCACAGGAGGCUCACGUCCAGGAAGUUAAUGAUUGGGAAGACAUUCUCUUGGAGCAACCUCUGCUCUCUCAGAUGAAAGCCAUGUGGGAGCUCCCCCAAAUUGGCCAUUUUUUAUUCUUGUGCCAAGAACCAUUGUAUUUGGCUGAAGUUCCUCAAUAUGAAUUAGAACGGUGCUUUUUGAUGACACGUGAGAGUACAACUAUGCAACGAAUAAUGAGCUCUUUGCUUAGCACACCUCAUCAAAGAAGCAAACUUCAUAAUCAUCGUUACCGGAUGCCUUACAGGGUUUGGGAAGAAAAAUUACGACAGAAGGUCAAGAAUUGGUAUGAUGUACUUGAAGCUUAUAAUGGUGAUACUUAUAAGGCAGCUGAAAAAUUAGGGCUUGAUCCAUUUGCCUAUAAAGUAAUGGGCAAAAGGAAUCCACUUAAAAAUAAGAAAUAUCACCAAUUAAGCUUUUACAGGAAAGUGUGGGUGAUGAAAAGUAUCUGUGAUGACAUAUUGGAACACCAAGAACCUCUGCGUGAGGCAAUAGAACUGCAAGCUCCAGAAGAACAAAGGGAAUAUAACCUUGGCCGCGAUGCCGAGGGUAACAUAUACAUUCAUUUCCCACAAUUUUGUGGUGCCGACUUACGGGUCUACAAACACAUACCACAUCCGAACCAGUUUCCUCAAAAUGACGACGACACAUCAACCCAGGAGCCACCAGAGGAAAUGGAUUCGCUGAAGGAGAAAAACAAAGACGAAACAGCUUUUGAGGAAGAUGAUGACAGCAAUUUAAAAUCUCGUCCCCAAAAAAAGAAACGUAAUAAGGCUCAAGUUUCCACAGAAAUCAUAUCCCCUCCUUCGUCACGUCCAAGUAGAUUGAGACAAAAAAUCAAAACUGUUCUGCCGCCAACAGUAAUCUCCAGUGAAGAAGAAGACUCUGAUUACAGCUUUGAAUCUCUCCAUAAACUUGGUGCCCCUUUGCGUAGAGGGCGAAAGAAAAGGCGUACUCUUGACUGGUCAAGGAAUUGUUUUUUAGAUCCCUGGGGUUCUCCUAUAAACUAUCUUUCAAAUUAUCGCAAAAACGGCGCCUACCGAAUGCCUACGUACCUCAAACAUCUGAACAAUUUGAAAUUUAACACUAAAGACAGACUAUCCAAUGGUGCUUCAGUUUUAACUGACCAAUGCAAAAUAAAGUGUGAAAGUAAGAUAGACUGUAAAUGCCUGGCAGAUUCUAACCACUGUAAGGUAGAAUCUGAAGGAGAUUCUUCUUCAAACAGCUGCCAUUGUAAACAUGAAGAACAAUCUGAAAGUAACACAGCUUUGUCAGAUUAUAAACUUAGCAAUGGAAUGGUUAAGCAAGAAUCUGGUUCUCAUGAUUGUCAAAGUGGUGUGAUGUGUUGUGCUGCAGAGGUAAAGAGUGAAUGUAAACCAGUGAUGGGUAAUUUUUGUGGUCAAGAAGAGGACGAUCAGAGAAUCAAGUCAGUGUCUUUUAUUAAACAAGAACCAUUGUAUAACAAGGUGGCUUUUAAACAGAGGCCGGAGAAGUUAAAGGGGAAAAGGGGCCCGAAGCCUUUCGGUUUGAAAGGCCGAAGUAAAAUGGACUUUAAGAAACCGCAUGUGAAAACGAAAGUUGCACAAGAUAAACUCAAUGGUGAUAUUGAUAGCAGUGUGAAAGAAGAGAGUGAAGAGGAAUCGGAUGUUGAACUGGUACCUGAUACAAACGAGUUUGAACUGAUUGUGGAUAGUGUGGAAGAACUGAGGGAUCUUGUUGCCAAAUUUGCAGCCCAAGAUUCCUCAUCUGGCUCCAGAGGCAGGAAACAGAAAGUGAAACCUCCUGCUCGUAAACGAUGUGUCAUUGAGCUGCACUCUCGUCUUAAUUACCUGCUCAAAGAACUGGAACCUUGGGAAGCGAAACUCAUCCAGGCCAACCGGCGAGCACGAAGGAAAAUGAAACGAGAGCAAGAAUCUUUCAAAGAAGAACAAGUUCGUCCAGCUCGUAAAGAAUUAAGGAAUUCUCGUUCAUCUCAUGGCAGCAAUUCUUCAGCUGGUAAAAGCACAUUCAGUGAGAGAACUCAAACCAACUCAACACCAAGUUCCAAAUUGAGGCCCUCGACAUUAAGCAAGAGAAACAGAGGAACCCUUUUGUCAUCAUCCACCUCAUUGUUGCCAAUCAUCGAUGAUGAUUAUCCUGAUGUAAGUUCAAGAGGACGAUUGCGCAAACGUAGAAUCAUCCCAAACAAUAUCGAGACUGAUUUAAACCCAAAGAAAAGAAGACUUUCCAAAGAUAACAGUUCUGACUUGAUGCGCGGUAAGAAAACCCCAAACUCUGCAAAAGGGGUGAAGAGCGUAGAUCAGUCCACUACAACAUCCGUAACAAAUAGUAGUAGUAUUUCCGUUGCCACUGCUGCUACUAUCAGUAAGGUUAGUGUGGCUGGAUUGAUUACUCAAACAGGGGUAAAUGUCAGUGGAUCGGAGGGCAACACAGUAUUGACAACAGUUGCGGCACUUGGCAAGUCGUCGGGAAUCAAACAAACCUCCUACCCGGUCAUUCACCAGCUGCUGUCCAGCCGUCACAACACCUCUUACACGACUGCACAAGUCUCAUCGACACCGGUCACUAUCAUGAAAACGGUUUCUUCAAAGACAAUUACCAUGCAGCCAUUGGCCAGUAAUUCUGGAACCAAAUUUAUAACGAAAAUCAGUCAUGAUUCUGGACAGAAGCUUAAUCAACAGACUGUAAACAUAAGCAACAAUAGCGGCACUGCCCAGGGCGGCACUGCCCAGGGCGGCACUACCCAGGGCUGCACUGUAAACAAAGUUCAGUAUUAUACUCAUCUUUCAAGUUUACCUCCACAAAUAAUACAGCAACUUCUGAAGAAUGUCAAUUCUGGUGAUGGGGCUGCUGGCAAAGUUGGUCACACGUUUGUGUUGUCAUCUGUCAACCAAGCGAAUAAUGUUGUCCUUUCACAGAAGCCUGCCGCUACUACUCAGCCUGAUAAAACCAGAGUUAACCUCAUGGCAAACUUUGUUACCAACCAACCUAUUUCCAGCACAAAAACAAGCCUUAAUUCAACAGUAGAGACUGUCCAGUCCACAUCUUCAGCCACUGCUCCAACCACAGUGGCCAGCAAUGUCACUCACAACCCAAAUAUCAUGCAUACAGUUCUUCAACCACAGUUCCAGGUACUUUUAAAUCCAGCCUCACAGUCAUCUGCUUCAAAGACCUCUGUUGUGAGUUUGGCUCAGAACCAAUCAAAAACUGCUGUUAGAACACACCAAGGGCCUGUAUAUGUUAUUUCUAAGCCAGGCAUUGCUUCACAGAUCCUUGGUGCAACAACAAAACUGAUUGCAAACACCCCAGUGAAUAGUGCUCAGUGUUUGUCUAGUCCUUCAUUAAAACUUGGCAAUGUCAUUGACCAGUCAUACAGCAGUCAUAACACCCCAUCUAAAGCAGUCUCUUCUAGUAGCAGCACAAUUCAAAAUAUUAAUCCGAGAGAAUCGAAACUGACCAACAUGAUAAUUGGCUUAGACAAUCAAACUGCAUUAUCUCAAAAUCCUUUGCUUAGCCAAUCUGUAGCUCUUGAUCCUCACCUGGUCACAACUUCAAAGACGAAACUAACGAAAUCACCCGGCAAAUAUGCCUGCAAUGUGACAGUUAAAAGCUUAUUGGAGAGUCGUGCUGCUAAGAAAGUUAAUGAGGAUGUACUUGAAAAUGCUUUGAUCACCACUGAAAGUCAGGUGACUGCUACUCAGAUGACUUCUGUAAUUAACCAGCCUCUCAGUACUACCGAUGCCACAGUUAAACUCCUACCGGCUUUGUCAUCUUCGGUCAAUGAUUCUGCCCAUGUAGCGAAGAACACUUGCUUGCUAAGCUCUGUGCAGUCUCAGCAGCCCGAAGUAAAAAGCAAUUCUGUCCCUGGCGUUACAUCACUCUCUUCUACAGUAACUGUCAUGCCUGCUGUUCAGGCACGCAAAAGUAUCACUCACACCACUCAGAGUAAUAAGUCACCAAUCACCGUUACACCGCAAAUGAUUCCGCAUUCAAACUUUGACAAUGCAAAGAACAACAAUCUCCUUUCCUUGCAGUCUACUACUAUAGGGCAAGCUGUUCCUGCGGGAACAAACAUCCGAGUUAAUAUUCCUCAGGCUGCAUUACUCGCCCAGUCAAGUUUGAAUACUCUGAAAUCAGCAACAGGGAGAUCACUAGCUAUUUUGCAGCCUGCAACGUCGAUUGCUAACUCUAAGAAUGUCAUUCUGAAAGUUGUGCCCCAAAAUAUUUUGACAACCACUUCAACCAAUCCGAUCGGUGAACAGUCAUUAAUGGCUGUCACUAACAUGCAAACCUCACCCUUACAACAAACAACCAACUUAGUUUCCAGCAGAACUUUGUCUCAAUCUGAUCUGAAGCAGUUUGCUGCUUUACCCCAACAAAUUUUAACCACAGCCAAUCCAGCCAUUCCCAAAUCAGUUGUUGACCAAAAGCUUGCUGAUGCUGCCAAAGUAGUUUGUAAACAACCUGUAGCUAAUGUUGUAAGCGGUAAGGCCAACCCAGCACCAGUCUUGAAUGUUGGACUGCAGAAUGCAGCUGUUGGAGUUCCAUUAUCUAUGCAAGGACCUGGUGGUCAAAGUAUUUUACUUUUGUCCCCUAAGGAUCAGAACUUACAGCAACAGAAAGCCAUUGGUGUUAUCCCUGUCCAGUCAGAACAAAAUGCAACAGAAAUUGUAAAGAAGUUCACCUCAGUACAACAAAUUUCUUCCCUCUCAACUCCUGCAAUUCAGAUCAUACCAUCUCAGAGCACCAAUUCUGCUGUCACCAAUUUAACUUCAUUACGGGGCCAACUACUUCAAACCACUCAAGGGAACAUUAUCCUAACUACUCCCACCAUCUCUUCUGGUUCCUCGCACCCUGGCACUAUUUCCCAUCUAUUACAGUCAUCUUUAGGAAAACAAACAGUGAUACUAUCGGGGUCGAACAAUGACGGUCAGCCUGCUAGCUACACGGCAGCAACCACACCUAACACAGCCACCACCAUCUCACUACCUGAGAAAAGUUCCUUGAGGAAUUCUUUACCGAAUGUCCAAGCUGUCCAGUUAAAGAGUGACUCUGGCAGCAACACAAUUCCCUUAACAUUAAGUUCUAAUGUGUUGCGAUUGGACGGUGCCACUGUUGCUCAGCCUCACUUCACUACUGCUUCAGCUGGUAACAACUUGAUAACUUUUGGUUUAUCUCCUGUCGGUCUACCAACAAACCUGAUUACAAACUCUGUUGGCACACAACUUCUUAAUGACCCUUCUUCCCUCACUACCAACACUUCUUUAUCAUCAUCGUCAUCAUCAGCAUCAUCAUUACCAACAAUAUCAUCGUCGUUGCUGACGUCUUCUUCAUCAACAUCAUUGCAACAACUUCAGCUUCAGUCACAAUCUCCACAACUUGUGUCAUCAACAUUGAAUCCUCAGUUAGUUUCUGGUCAACAAGCUACUCUGGCUAUUCCUACUGGCAUCAGACCAACUCUCUCAAAUCCUUCAAAGCUGCCAGCUGCUUCUUCGAAACCCGAUGGCUUUCCGUCAGCUGUCAGCCCAGUCAGCGAUCUCUCUCGAGCUGUGCAACAGAGACCACAGUUAGUUCAAAAUGUGUCGUUUGUCAGCAGUAAUGCGAAUCAGCUUUUGACUACAGUGAAGAAUGCACAAGUUCAAAAUAUAGUUCCUGCUGUCAGUAGGGCAUUGACAAACACAACACGAACCACAGACCUCAACAACACCAACAACAACAACAACAACAACAACAUCAACAACAGCAGCAGCAGUCUGACGUCAAAUGUACUUGGUGUAACCCAAGUUACUCUUCCUACAACAGUUCCAUCGUUGGGAACCAGCACCUCGAUGGUAACAGACAUUUCUAAAUUAUCUCCACAGGUUGUCACUAAUUACAUGCGGCCAAACAGUAUACAAACAGCUAAAACAGUAGCACAGACUCCUGUUAAAAACAGACACGUGAUUCUCCAGCAGAAACUAUCCUCUCCUCCAACAUUACAACAAGCACAGAAGUCUGUUGUGUCUCCCCAAAUUCAACAGAAGCAAACAAGCUUUGUCUCCAAUCAACAACCCCAGACCUCAAAUCUCUCCAACAACCUGCUCAAUGUGAACCGGACUUCUUCUUGUUCCGCAGUAGGUGUCCAGCAACUGGUAUUGUACAGCAUUGGUGGCCAGUUGGUAACACCACAGGGAAUCCCAGUCACAUUGGAAAACGGAGUUUUGAAAAUUCUAACUGCUCCACCAGCGGCAGCAACAGCAGCAACUGCAACACCAACAGUGGCAACAGCAGCAGUGACUUCAAAUCAAAUUAUGCUAGUUCAGAGUCCGAAUCCAUCAGUGAUAGGUUCACCCACGACCCAGGCCCAGCUCCGAUGCUCCACCCCAGUGGCGAAUGCCUUGUCUAAGGUUCUGAAACCUUCCCAACCAUUGCCUUCUGCAGCACAAUCCUUUCUCCUCUCCCCUACUUCCAACAUUAGUCCAACAAACUCCAUUGCCUCUUCCUCUCUCUCCAUGCCCACCCAGUUGACCUAUGCCGUCCCUGCUCAGGCCAUUCUGCCAACAGGAACCGACAUACACGGGCAGUAUUUACCUAAACUCAACAGCAACACCACCACUGUUGUUGCUGCUACUACCACCACUACUGCUCCCCCUGCUGCCAUCACCACCACUACUACUACCACAUCAAGCAACACCAACAACAACAGCAACAAUAAUGCUUUAACAUCCAUCACCUUCACUCCUACUCUUACGUCUUCUCUGCCGUCUAUGAUAUCGAAUCCAUGUAAAAUACCCCCUUCGUCAGCCCUAAUACCCAUCUCAGACUCUGUCUCGGGUGCCAAACUGUCUGCAGCCUCUCCAAAUCUCACUGAUAUGUAUUUGAAUAAGAUUUCCUUGCCCGUCUCUUCAGACACCAAAUCUGGAAACACAAUGGUCAUCAUGGCAGCGAACCCUUUGCAGUCGGGCGGCCUGAAGGCCACCAAGCAUUCCAUUUCUGCACAGAGCAGUUGCUCUUCUUCUAAUGGUCAAGCGCUGACCGCCCCCGUGCAAGUGGGCAAUCUGGUCAGUCUUAAUUCCCUGGGCAGGCUCCAUUUCACCACCACCAACACUCUCACAUCUCCGAAUAGCAAGAGCAAAGGUCAGUCGGGGGAGAAAGAAGACUCCUCCUUUGAGGGGGCAGCCAUCUUGCUGAGUUUGGCUCAGCAGGCACCGACUGCUGGCCAGACUGCAGCUGCGGCAGCCGUCUCUUUUAAUCCACAGACCACUAAUAGCUAACGACAUCGGUCAGUUAGGGAUUCUGCCAUUUACCAUUUUAUCACAAAAUAAACUGAGACACACAAAAAAAAAAAAACAUACACACAGGAAAAAAAAAAAACAAAAAGGAAAAAAAAAAUUGU
Octopus bimaculoides (California two-spot octopus) is the source of this 7909-nucleotide messenger RNA. RefSeq lists its product as uncharacterized. The record is from RefSeq and is a predicted model, not a curated record. Lineage: Eukaryota; Metazoa; Mollusca; Cephalopoda; Octopoda; Octopodidae. Gene Ontology annotation, molecular function: protein binding.